Debaryomyces tyrocola is the source of this 831-nucleotide messenger RNA. Lineage: Eukaryota; Fungi; Ascomycota; Pichiomycetes; Serinales; Debaryomycetaceae. The record is from the annotation of a GenBank genome assembly.
AUGUUAGUUGGAUGUAUUUUACCUUUGGCCUUAUUGGCUGCCGCCGGUGCUGAAGCUGCUGAAACCACUACCACAGUGCAGCUGACCAUUACUAUCACCAAAACUUUAUAUUCCCCAGAAGAAUCCUCCUCGAUGUCUGUUGCGUCUGAAGCUUCUGAAGCUUCUGCUGCUUCUGCUUCCAAGGCUUCUGUUGCUUCUGCUUCGUCUGCUUCAUCUGCUAUUGCUGCUUCUGCUGUUUCUGCUGCUUCUGAAGCCAGUGCUGCCUCUGCUGCCUCCAAGGCUUCUGCCGCUAGUGCUGCUUCUGAAGCCUCUGUCGCCUCUGAAGCUUCUGUCGCUUCUGAGGCUUCUGUCGCUUCUGAGGCUUCUGAGGCCUCGGUUGCUUCUGUUGCUUCUGUUGCUUCUGUUGCUUCAAUUUCUUCUGCUAGUGCCGCUGCUGCUGCUGCUAAAUUGACUUCUGUUGCUCCAGCUCCUACAGCAGAAUUCAAUGUUUUGAAAGGUAACGCUAUUGCUGGCGAAUUCAGAGUUGUGAACCAAACAACAACAAGUGCACCACCAUCUUCUACUUAUGUUGCUCCUAGGACCGGUUACAAUGCUACUGUUAUUGGUUCUCAUACCAAGAACACUACAGCUAUUGGUGCUCAUCACAGCAAAAAUACAACUGUUGCUGGAGGAAAACGUUCAUCGACAUCGUCGUCUGUCAGAUCAUCUACUAAGGCUUCAUCUGGUUCGUCGGGUUCAUCCUCUCAAGCUGGUGCCGUUGUUAACUUUGGUGAUGCAAGCAAGGGUGUUGCCUUAGGUUUCAUUGGUGUUGUAGCUGCUGCGCUCUUAUAA